CAUGCUUUCAGGGAACGGUGGAAUGUCAACGGUGAAGAUGAGCACACAUUGUUGAGUUUUGGGUGCAACAGUGUACCUUCAUUGGGAUAUCAAAAAAGACAGUUUAUAUACAUUAACAUAGAAUAAUGGCUCGGGUAGUGAAAGUGUUUCGGACGUUGAGAAAUCACUGGAAAAAGUCCACAUUUGCUGUGUGUGUGGUGUCAUAUGGAGGACACUGGCUGUAUGGAAAGCACUGUGAUAAUGUGCUGCGACGGGAAGCAUGUAUAGAGGCCAGGGCAUUUGGUCAUCAGUUAAUUGGGCCUCAGGAGCAUUUGAAGAAAGCUACAGUCAUUCUGAAUCCUGCUGCUUGUAGAGGAAAGGCUAAUCAGUUGUUUGAGAAGAACGCAGCUCCUAUUUUACACUUGGCUGGUAUGGAGGUCAAAAUUGUAAAGACGGAUUAUGAAGGCCAGGCAAAAAAGCUCAUGGAAUUAAUGGAUCAGACAGACAUGCUAAUCAUUGCUGGCGGUGAUGGGACAUUACAGGAGGUGAUAACUGGCCUACUGCGCAGAGCUGAUGAGGAGACCUUCAGUAAAAUACCAAUCGGUUUCAUUCCUUUGGGUUCCAGUAACUCUCUGAGUCAGAGUUUGCAUCUGAUUUCUGACAACAAAGUACAGCACAUUACUUCAGCAACCCUGUCAAUACUGAAAGGAGAAACAGUUCCACUGGAUGUUCUGCAGAUAAAAAGUGAGAAGGAGCAGCCAGUGUUUGCUCUUUUAAGCUUACGUUGGGGUGCCUUCAGAGACGUCGCUACUUCUAUUAGCAAAUAUUGGUACCUUGGCCCCUUGAAAACGAGAGCAGCACAUUGGUUUAGUAGCCUUAAGCAAUGGCCACAGACUCACCAAGCCUCCCUCUCCUAUCUGGCUCCUGUACCUCGUCCACCUGACCUUCCCACUGAAAUACCACCCAGGCCAAGCCUCUUCUAUCGCAUCUGCCGCAGACUCAAGAACUAUUGGAACCCUCCUAUACAAGAACCACCGAAAGAGCCUGAGCCAGAGCGAUGGGAAAGCAAAGACAUUUCCACAUCAGAGCUUACAGUUAGCACACACAAUAAGAAUCCUGUCAAGAGACGUGAAGAUGAUUCUAUGGUGAUAACUGUGGACCCAGACUCCCUCACAGUUGGUCAGUUCAUCACUGAGGGAACUAAGAAAGCAUUAAACCCAAUGGAGUCCAUAGAAAAUGCUUUGCAGAUAGAAGCCAGUGCUGCCAGUCUCAAUCUCCCAGAGGAGGGCGCUGGCUUUUAUGACAUUGACAAUGAGGAAUAUGAGGCAAUGUCUGUGGAAGUGAGACUGUUGCCACGGAAACUGAGGUUCUUUUGCAGUUCGGAGCGCAGGGAGCAGCUUGCACAGGCUCAGUGAUGACAGUGCCGUGAUGAUGGUUGUGUAAAAGUGUGGAGAGGAGACUGAGGGACUGCUGACGAAACUGGAAAACAUACCAGUUACACCAAAAAGUGGAGUCGAAUGAACUGAGAGUUGUCAUAAAGGUCACCGUACUCCAACUGAACAAUAUGUGGUCUAUGGGCCUUAAAGGGAUAGUCUACCCAAAAAUGGAAAUUCUGUCAUUAAUAACCCUCAUGUUGUUUCAAACUUGUAAGGACAUUCAUCUUUGGAACACAAAUUAAGAAAUUUUUUAAGAAAUCCGACCCUGCAUAGACAGCAACGCACUGACAUGUUCAAGGCCCAGAAAGGUAGUAAGGACAAUGUUAAAAUAGUCCAUGCGACAUCAGUGGUUCAACCUUAAUUUUAUGAAGCUACGAGAAUACUUUUUGUACGCAAAGAAAACAAAUGUCACAUGGACUAUUUUAACAAUGUCUUUGCUACCUUACUUGGCCUUGAAAAUAUAUUAAUUUCUGUUCUAAAGAUGAACAAAGGUCUUACAAGCUUGAAACGACAUCAGGGUGAGUAAUUAAUGACAGAAUUUUCAUUUUUGGGUGAACUAUCCCUUUAAUGAACAGGUAGUUAAAUAGUUUUUAACAACAGGGCUGAUGUAAUUAACUUAUUACAGGCAUAAAGUACAGACUGAUUUACUUUUUUUUUUUUU
Molecule: messenger RNA, 2076 nt
Organism: Labeo rohita (rohu)
Lineage: Eukaryota; Metazoa; Chordata; Actinopteri; Cypriniformes; Cyprinidae
Gene: agk
Product: acylglycerol kinase
Exons: 15
Coding region: 126-1394 (422 amino acids)
Biological process (GO): ceramide biosynthetic process; protein insertion into mitochondrial inner membrane
Cellular component (GO): mitochondrion; TIM22 mitochondrial import inner membrane insertion complex
Molecular function (GO): ATP-dependent diacylglycerol kinase activity; ceramide kinase activity; acylglycerol kinase activity
Source: RefSeq, a predicted model, not a curated record